Molecule: messenger RNA, 1466 nt
Organism: Exaiptasia diaphana
Lineage: Eukaryota; Metazoa; Cnidaria; Anthozoa; Actiniaria; Aiptasiidae
Product: protein ALP1-like
Exons: 1
Coding region: 209-1423 (404 amino acids)
Source: RefSeq, a predicted model, not a curated record
UGUGUGAAAACGUGUGUUUAUGCGAUAAAAGUAUGAUUUUCUUGACUAAGGGCGCGUUUGCACUAGACCAAACGUUUUGACUAGUAUUAACAAAAUUUUUGCAUUUCCGGUUUUUUUUUCGAUUGGGAAUCGUGUUCGCACUAGCUUUUACCAAUUUUCCAAACGUCAAUCAAAGGGCGCCCUGUUGUUUUAUUUUUAUUCUUUGACGAUGUUGCCGCGAAAUAUAGUAUUCGGUUUCCUUGUGAUGAUCUUAAAUCUUUUGGUUUCACAGCAGCAAUUGCUGUUACUUCUCUGUAUCAGGAGAUUCCAACUUCUUCAAACAGCAUCUCUAUUGCAGAUAGAGCUCCUUAAUCAACGGCGUCGUCACCGAAGACGAUUUCGUCCUUACUGGGUUUUCCCGCGCCCAGCAGAAUCGUGGUUCGAAGUGCAUUUGAACAUACAAAAUUUUCCUGUUGAUUUUUUUCGCUGUCAUUUGAGGAUGAGGAGGAAUAUGUUUGAUGGCCUUCUCGUGGCUAUGAGACCCUUUAUUCAAAGACAGAACACAAGAUUUCGUGACUGUGUGCCCGCCGAGAAAGUAUUGGCCAUAGGAUUAUAUCGAAUCGCACAUGGUGGAUCCUACAUUAACACUGGACUGGCUAUGAACGUGGGGAAAGGAACUGUUUACGAGGCUUUUUACGAUGUUAUUAAUGGCCUAUAUGAGUUGCGAUUUGACUAUAUAAAAUUGCCAGAAACUAUGGCAGAGACUCGAGCGUCGAUCGAAACUUUUACUCACUUGAGCGAUUUGCCAAACAUCGCGGGUGCAGUUGAUGGCUCGCAUAUUCGUAUCAAAGCCCCUAAAGACAGCCCUGCUGAUUACUUUAGGAAAUAUCAUCAAUACGACGUUAUUAUUCAAGGUAUAGUGGACGGAAGAAAACUAUUCAUUGAUGUCGCUGCUGGAUUUCCCGGGAAAUUACAUGACGCACGUGUAUGCCKCAACAGUCCAAUCUAUCGGAAGGCAGAGAACGGUGAUAUUUUAACAGAGCCACUGUAUCAAGUAGGAAAUAGACAAAUAAAACCGUACCUCGUAGGAGAUAGUGCUUACCCACACUCUCCAUGGCUUCAAAAACCGUAUCCCGAAGGCACAACAGAUCCCAGUGAGAUACAAUUCAAUAAACAAUUAUCGUCGGCACGUGUCACAGUUGAGUGUGCUUUUGGGAUUUUAAAAGGGCGGUGGAGAAUUCUUGACUAUAUCGAAGAAGGAAACAUGUCAGUGAUUUCAAAAAUCAUUAUUGCAUGUUGUGUGCUACACAACUUUUGUAUACUAGCUGGAGAUGAGUGGGACGACGAUGAAUUAGAAGACAACGACCCUGAUAACAGGGAUAACAACAAUGACAUACUAGCAGAUGGCGAUGCAAUAAGAGAACUACUAAAAGACUAUUUGUAGUGAAAUAUUUUAAUAUWAUCACUGUGAUUAACUUUCCUAUAAA